GGCAACACUGUUUCUGGCAUUUCUAACCUCUCUAUUUUUAUGAACCUAACCUAUAAAAGAACGUAAAAAAAACGUUUAAUUACUUAUUAAAAAGAAUGCCUGUAACAGAAACUUUGAAAAAGCUAGAAAUAAUAUUUACUGAUGAAGAUCUUCCGUAUGAAGAAGAAAUCCUUCGUAAUCCUUAUUCAGUAAAACAUUGGCUUAGAUAUAUAGAUCAUAAAAAGAAUGGACCUAAACAAGCAAUUAACAUAAUUUAUGAAAGAGCACUAAAAGAACUUCCUGGGUCAUAUAAAUUAUGGUAUAACUAUUUAAAAACAAGAAGAAAACAAAUAAAAGGUCGUUGCAUAAUAGAUCCUGGUUAUGAUGAAGUAAACAACGCGUUUGAAAGAGCUUUAGUAUUUAUGCACAAAAUGCCUAGAAUUUGGAUGGAUUAUUGCACCUUUUUAACCGAUCAAUGUAGGAUAACGCGAACACGAAAAGUAUUUGAUCGGGCUUUAAGAGCUCUUCCAAUUACGCAACACCACCGAAUAUGGCCACUAUAUUUAGGUUUUAUUCGAAAACAUGAUAUCCCAGAGACAGCUGUACGAGUUUUUAGGAGAUACUUAAAAUUAUGUCCCGAAAAUACAGAAGAAUAUGUUGAUUAUUUAAAAGAAAUUGAUCGAUUAGAUGAAGCCGCUGUCCAAUUAGCCAAAAUAGUUAACAAUGAAAAUUUCGUUUCUCAACAUGGCAAAUCAAAUCACCAACUUUGGAACGAACUUUGUGAUUUAACAUCAAAAAAUCCCGAUUCUGUGCAUUCACUGAAUGUAGAUGCGAUUAUUCGAGGUGGUUUACGGAGAUACACAGAUCAAUUAGGACAUUUAUGGAAUUCUUUGGCGAAUUAUUACGUUAGAAGCGGCUUAUUUGACCGCGCUAGAGAUAUUUAUGAAGAAGCGGUUCAAACUGUAACUACAGUACGCGAUUUUACCCAAGUUUUUGAUGCUUAUGCUCAAUUUGAAGAGUUAAGCUUGUCGAAACGUAUGGAACAAGUCGCCGCACUAUCAAAUCCGACCGAAGAAGACGACGUUGAUUUAGAAUUGAGGUUAGCGCGAUUCGAAAAUUUGAUGGAACGAAGAUUAUUACUUCUCAAUUCGGUUUUAUUGCGACAAAACCCUCACAACGUACAAGAAUGGCAUAAAAGAGUUAAAUUAUAUGAAGGAAAACCACACGAAAUCAUAAACACUUACACAGAAUCGAUUCAAACGGUUGAUCCGAAAUUAGCAGUGGGAAAAUUACAUACUUUAUGGGUGGAAUUUGCAAAAUUUUAUGAAAAAAACCGACAGAUUGAUGAUGCGAGAUUAAUUUUUGAGAAAGCGACCCAAGUUUCGUUUGUAAAAGUUGAAGAUUUAGCGUCCGUUUGGUGUGAAUGGGCCGAAAUGGAAAUUCGUAAUGAAAACUACGAAAAAGCUCUUGAAUUGAUGCAUAAAGCGACGGUUUUACCAUCCCGCAAAGUUGCUUAUCACGACGACAAAGAAACCGUUCAAUCUCGGUUGUAUAAAUCACUUAAAGUUUGGUCAAUGUACGCCGAUUUGGAAGAAAGUUUCGGUACAUUUAAAACAUGCAAAGCCGUUUACGACCGAAUCUUAGACCUAAAAAUUGCAACUCCCCAAAUCAUAAUCAACUACGGAUUAUUUUUAGAGGAAAAUAAUUACUUUGAGGAAGCGUUUCGCGCUUAUGAAAAAGGAAUUUCACUUUUUAAAUGGCCGAACGUUUAUGAUAUUUGGACGGUGUAUCUAACAAAGUUUUUGAAACGCUAUGGAGGAAGUAAAUUGGAGCGAGCAAGAGAUCUUUUCGAACAGUGCUUAGAAAAUUGUCCUCAAAAAUUUUCAAAACCGCUUUAUUUACUUUACGCUAAAUUAGAAGAGGAACAUGGAAUGGCAAGACAUGCUAUGGCUGUUUAUGAGCGUGCCACAAACGCGGUUUUACCAGAAGAAAUGUUCGAAGUCUUUAAUAUUUACAUAAAAAGGGCUGCGGAAAUUUAUGGCGUCCCAAAAACCAGAACAAUUUACGAAAAAGCAAUCGAAGUCCUCCCAGAAGACAAAACACGCGAAAUGUGCCUAAGAUUUGCAGAAAUGGAAACUAAACUAGGCGAAAUUGAUCGAGCCAGAGCAAUUUAUGCUCAUUGCAGUCAAAUUUGCGAUCCCCGCGUUACAAUGGACUUCUGGAAUAUAUGGAAAGAAUUCGAAGUCCGUCACGGAAACGUGGACACAAUGAGAGAAAUGUUACGUAUUAAACGAAGCGUCCAAGCGAUGUAUAACACUCAAGUUAAUAUGAUGUCAGCACAAAUGUUAAAUUCAGCAGGUUCAGUUGCAGGAACCAUUGCAGAUUUGGCACCAGGCGUUAAAGACGGAAUGCGAAUGUUAGAAGCUAAAGCUGUUGAAAUGGCUGGAACUUCAGGUGUUGGCAAAAGCGGAAAUAUAAUGUUUGUUCGUGGCGAAACGCAAGGAAGUAACAAUGAUAGAGUUGUUAACCCUGAUGAGAUCAAUAUCGACGAUGACGAUAGCGAUCAAGAACAAGAAGGUGUUGAAGAAGAUGCUGAUGUUCCAUUGGAACAACAAAGCGUUCCAUUAAAAGUUUUUGGAGGUUUAAAGAAAAAUAAUGAAAAUGAAGAUGAAUAAGUUUUAAUUUUUAUUGUGUUAAGAUA
Onthophagus taurus is the source of this 2680-nucleotide messenger RNA. It is a transcript of the gene fand, whose product is annotated as Pre-mRNA-splicing factor SYF1 fand. Gene Ontology annotation, molecular function: protein binding. The record is from RefSeq and is a predicted model, not a curated record. Gene Ontology annotation, biological process: mRNA splicing, via spliceosome; generation of catalytic spliceosome for first transesterification step. NCBI's taxonomy places the organism in Eukaryota, Metazoa, Arthropoda, Insecta, Coleoptera, Scarabaeidae. Gene Ontology annotation, cellular component: Prp19 complex; U2-type catalytic step 2 spliceosome; post-mRNA release spliceosomal complex.